This is a messenger RNA of Acanthoscelides obtectus, 784 nucleotides long. Lineage: Eukaryota; Metazoa; Arthropoda; Insecta; Coleoptera; Chrysomelidae. The record is from the annotation of a GenBank genome assembly.
CACUACCGUACGAUAAGGUUACCAUACAGAUAGACUGGUAGAGAUCACGUGAAUAAUGGUUUCAACAGGAGUAACCCUCGAGGUCAUAUACAAGCUGAUCAAGGAGGGUAAUCAAGAACUCAAGGGACAAAUUAAUAGCUUGAGCGAGACUGUUAAUGAAGCCAAAAGAGAAAUAAACAACAUCAAUAAUAAGUAUAGAGAUAUCGAGAAGGAAAAUUCAUUAUUGAAAAGCAAAAUCCUUAAUCUAGAGAAUAAGCUGAAAAAAUAUAACAUAGUCAUCUAUGGGGUAAAGGAAAGUGAUAAGGGGCCUAUGGAAGAUACUUUAAGCACUAUCGAAGGAAAAUUAGAAUUUCAAACUUCCCCAAGUGCCAAGGCAAGAAAACUUCCUAAAGGUGUUGGCCUUUUUGUCGAUAACGAUUACACUCCAGAAGAAUACGCCAAGAGAAAAUUACUUCAUCAGCACCUGAAGAAAGCCCGAGAAUCAUCUAAUUCUGCGUUUAUUAAAAACAAUAUUCUUUAUGUCAAUGGCGAAGCAUUUUCCUGGGAAAAGCUACAGAAUGACGAUAUUGGCGACCAUCAGGAUGAAGUAAUCAUUGAGACAGUUAUCUCUAAGCAGGAUAAAAAUACCGAAGAACAACUGAUCCCUCAAGAUACGAAAAGAGGGGAAAAUAGACCGCAAUAUGAACCAAGCAGGGUCAACAAGUUAGUUGCAGCAGCCCAUCUAAAAGUACUCCUACGUCUUCACACAAAGGGCCUAAACUACGCAGUACUUCAAAGUAACUGA